Diaporthe batatas is the source of this 1866-nucleotide messenger RNA. RefSeq lists its product as uncharacterized. Lineage: Eukaryota; Fungi; Ascomycota; Sordariomycetes; Diaporthales; Diaporthaceae. The transcript is spliced from 2 exons. The record is from RefSeq and is a predicted model, not a curated record. Bases 1 to 1866 code for a protein of 621 amino acids.
AUGGCUUCAGAAACAUAUGUCUAUCCCCCAUUGCCCAGUCUUCGACAUAUUCGAGUCCUCAAACUCUACUCUGCACCCAGUUCUGACGACCCCGAGCUCUCUGUCGAGUUGCUCUCAGUCCCUCUCGACGAUGCCCCACCUUUCGAAGCCCUAUCUUACGCAUGGGGAAGUCCUUCCCCACGGACCGAAAUCCGUUGCUCCGGCAUGAGAAUUGAAAUAGGACCCAGCUUGUACAGCGCUCUCUGCCACAUGAGGCCAAAAUCCCCGGGACAAAUGCGGUUGAUGUGGGUCGACGCAUUGUGUAUAAACCAGGAGGAUAUUCCAGAACGAAAUGCGCAGGUUCGCAUCAUGCACGACAUAUACAGCAAGGCAUCAGGUACAAUGAUCUGGUUGGGCGAGGGAAACGAAACCACGGCCCGAGCUUUUGACUCGCUUCGACGUCUCCACGACAUCUUGAAAUCCGACUACCAAAAAUAUCGCGACGGGGCGGAGACACGCAGAGAUUGUUUUGAACGAUACCGUGCCAAUGACAACAUUGUAGUCCGGAAUCUUCUACAGGCUUCAAUAGGGGGACUUUCAGCUCAGAUUGAGGCAUUUUCGGACAUAUGGUUGAUUUUACGCCGUCCCUGGUUUAGUCGAAAAUGGGUGUGUCAGGAGGUUGCCAGCUCAGUUGAGGCUGGUCUAAUCCUUUGGGCAAGCUCCAGCACGGUGCCCGAGGUGGCUUUGAAAUGCUUCUUGUUCUUAUUAAAUCGGAACCCUUGGGCCAGGGAACGAUUUCUUGAAGCGCACCCAAACAAACUCGAGGCUGGCACCACCGGAACCGAGCACCCAUACUUGUGCUACCAGCGAUCAAUGGCGCUGUCGGGGCCGGUACUUCAAAACGAAGCGCUGGUUCCUUUGCUUGGAAAGACAUCCAUGUUCCAAUGCACCGACCACAGAGACCAAAUAUUUGCUUUGCUUAGCAUUGCGACCGACUCUACAAAGUUCGACCACCUCAUCGACUACAAUACCACUAUCGAGACACUCUGCGAUAGAUUCUCUCGCGCUUGUUUGGAAAGUUCUCGCGAUCUCUCAGUAAUGUGGUCAUUACUUUCCAUUGCGUCACCCGAGCGACCACUGUUAAAGUCCUGGGUACUAGAUAUAGAGGCUCUGACCUGUCAACAUCGUCUGCUUUACUCGGUUGCUGAGAAGUCUGGGAGCACAAACUUGAAGAUACAAACAGUAACUGAGGGUGACAGACUAUGGGUCAGGGGUCGCGUUAUUGACUCUAUUGAGCAGCUGGCGACCAAAGUGAGCGGAUUGACCGAGGCAAAUGCGAUGCACUGGAACAUACACUCUGCAGACGACUUUGAGAGGGCAAUGAGUUCAUUGGACCGUUCGAUUGAUGACUGCUUGGCGGUGGCCCACAACGACGAUGCUGCAUUUCUCAGCGCCAUCUUGUGUGAGAAUCUGGUAAGGACAACUACCUGGGAAAACGAUAUGGACGCGGCCGUAAGCGGAUUUACCACGUAUCGGCGCUGUAUCAAAGCGUUUGUAGCAGCUCAGGGCAAAGAUGCCAAGAUUGAAGCUCUGCAAAGCUUCAGAGGCGUGCAGUGGGCCAAAACCGCGUUGAGUAUUCGUUACGCCUUGGAAUUCAGGCGUUUUGGUCGUUCAGUUGACGGAGUACUUGGGUGGAUGCCACGGUCGGCGCAACCAGGCGACUGCAUCUGUCUCUUUGAUGGAAUGGCGCUGCCGUAUGCCGUGCGCCGAGCAACGGGGCCGGGCGGAGGCUAUCUUCUCUUAGGGGAGUGCCUCAUUUCAAGCCUCGUGUCCUCGGACAUUAGGGAUGUGUCUGGCGUCGAGUCGACAAUGAUUUUGCUUGAAUGA